GAGAAAAGUUGAUCAUGAGCUAACCUCACGGCUUAUUAUUGAUGCUUCUCACACUGAGCAUAACGAUUAUUGCGUGUUUAUUGUUGUUUAAUGGCCGCACGAUUUAAAAUUUUAGUCACAUAGGUCCUAACUUUUAUUUUCGGUCGCACCCGUCUGAAUUCAGUCUCGAAUCUUUGUUUUCUUUCACCUUGGGACUGUGCAUAUUACGUAACAAUUCUCACUUGAAUGACCUCAUGCAAGGUUUCUAAUUGCACAGAUCGCGAAUUCCGGAACAUUUAUAUGCAGGUGUACAGGUAUAAUACUCAAUCACAUCAAGAGAUACGGAAAAAAAAAGCUGCAUGCGGUCAUGGAUCCUACUGGCGGAGCGCAGUUGAGGGGCAAGAUGACUGAUGAGGAGGAUGAAUUAUUCACCAUCGAAGACUACGAAAAACGGGCAAGUGAACUACUGCCUCCCGCGUUCUUGCAAUACUAUAGCUACGGACGAGAGAGGGAGUGGUGUCUCAAACGCAGCACGGAAGCAUUUUCAAGGUAUAUACUCAGAAACCGUGUUCUCCAAGACGUAUCCCAUCGGAACCUCUCAACGACCGUUCUAGGAGAACCGAUCCCGUAUCCUAUCUGCAUUGCACCUACAGCUGUUCAUCUCUUUGCCCAUCCUGAUGCGGAGGCCGAAACCGCAAGAGGUGCUGUUGCGGCAGGUGCUCUCAUGGUGUUGUCUGUCAACGCUACUACAGCCAUUGCUGAUAUUCAGGUAGCAGCCCCAGGCGGCCUACGGUGGAUGCAGACAUACCUCUUCAAAGACCGUUUACUGACGCAGCAUGUCGUUCGAGAAAGUGAGAGGGCGGGCUUCAAAGCCAUCGUCGUCACUAUUGACUCGCCAGUGGCAGGAGUUAAUUCAAAGGUCAGGUCCGGUUUGGAAAAGCAUGAUUUAUCAUCUUGCUUUAAAAAUUUAGAUGCUGAUAUCCCUUCUUCAAGAGAAUUCAAAGCUAAUGGAGACACAAGACUUGUGGCCUACUUACAUAGCCAACAAUUUAAUGAGUCUGCCACGUGGGAUGACGUCAGGUGGAUAAAAUCAAUAACCAAACUUCCUGUCGUCUGCAAAGGGGUUCUGUCAGCUGAAUGUGCCAGAGAAGCAGCCGACGCAGGGGCUGAUGGGAUACUGGUAUCAGCUCACGGUGGAAGGCAAUCAGAUGGAGCCCCCGCUCCAAUCGAUGCCCUCAGCGAGGUGGUAGAGGCAGUCCAUGAUCGGGGUAUAGAGGUAUACAUGGACGGAGGGGUGAGGACAGGGUCGGAUGUCUUAAAAGCUCUUGGAAGAGGUGCAAGGGCCGUCUUUGUAGGGAGGCCUAUUCUUUGGGGGCUAGCUUGUCAGGGAUCAAAAGGUGUGUCGCAUGUUUUGGAAAUUCUCAGAAGCGAAUUUGACCACGCCUUAGCACUUAGCGGUUGUACGAGUCCGGAGAACAUUCCAUCUGAUAUAGUUGUUCAUGAAUCGUAUUAUCGUCAUCGAAACACGCCCAUACCGAAGAGCAAAAUGUAGUUAUACAGGAGGCAUUCUAUCGUUUUCUUUCUUAAUAGAUAUUCCACCGUGAAAUUCGACUUCUUUGAAUGAAAGGACUAAAAUGAAACAGAUAUCACAGCAAAAAAAAAAAAAAAAAGUUUUAUAUUACAUUUUAUACAUACAUUUCAUUAAUAGGGCCUAAUUAAGUGUGUGGUGGAAAUCUCUGGUGCACUGUGUACCCGAUGAAUGGAUGAAUGGUGCGGUUGGGAAAUUAUUAUUAACAAAGAUUAUGUAUGUGGGCGCGUAGUGGUCUAGUUGUUCUGACUCUCGCCUUUCAAACAUAGGGUCGUUGGUUCGAAUCCUAGACAGCAUGGCGUGCUUUCCUUCAGCAAGAAAUUUAUCCUCACUGUGCUGCAGUCGACCCAGGUGAGGUGAAUGGGUACCCGGCAGGAUUAAUUCCUUGCAUGUACGAGCGCUGAAAGGCAGCUCGAGCUAAAGCCAGGAUAAUGAUAAUACUAAUAAUGCGCCUCGGAAUAGAUUGUUUUUAGAUAGAUGGCGCUAUAAAAAUGCUUAUUAUCAUUAUCAUUAAUAUUAUUAUUAUUAUUAUUAUAUAUUCAGACAAUUCUACACACACGCAAUAUUCCUUUGAAAACAUUUCAUUUUGGAUCUUAAGAGAAUAUUUUCAAAGGAUUAUACUAUUUAGAAAAUCGUACCAUAUUUCCCCUUCUCUUUCUUUUUCUCCUUUUCUUUCUUUUUGUUUUAACUUGGUUGUGGUACCUUUUUUUUGGGGGGGGGGGAAGAGUUGCCCCAUCCCCCCAUCUAUACGCCAGUAAUUGUCAUUCAUAUUGCAAUUAAAUGUACGUGUGGUUAUCUAUCAUUUAUUUUUAUACAAAAAUAAACAAGAUAUUAAACAUAAUGAAGUCAUAAAAAUAAAUAUAGAUAAAUUAAUCAAUAUACGAAAAGAA
Molecule: messenger RNA, 2457 nt
Organism: Lytechinus pictus (painted urchin)
Lineage: Eukaryota; Metazoa; Echinodermata; Echinoidea; Temnopleuroida; Toxopneustidae
Product: 2-Hydroxyacid oxidase 1-like
Exons: 9
Coding region: 347-1531 (394 amino acids)
Molecular function (GO): FMN binding; oxidoreductase activity
Source: RefSeq, a predicted model, not a curated record